Molecule: messenger RNA, 1267 nt
Organism: Colletotrichum phormii
Lineage: Eukaryota; Fungi; Ascomycota; Sordariomycetes; Glomerellales; Glomerellaceae
Exons: 4
Coding region: 209-1141 (310 amino acids)
Biological process (GO): peptidyl-proline hydroxylation to 4-hydroxy-L-proline
Cellular component (GO): endoplasmic reticulum
Molecular function (GO): L-ascorbic acid binding; procollagen-proline 4-dioxygenase activity; iron ion binding
Source: RefSeq, a predicted model, not a curated record
AGGCGAAGCCAAGCUUGCGCCUUGACGCUGUUUUAGAAAGGAGGUGGAGCCUGUGUCUUCUUUUGCUUCUUAUGCUUCAAAUCACAACAGCAACCACGCAUCAAUACCCACCAACAUCAACCACCACAACCAAACUUUCCAGAACCAGCUCAAAGGAGUACUAGCAAGGAAACCAAGUUCCCCCUAUCAAGAAAAGAAAUCCCACACAAUGCCCAUCUCAGACCUCAUCCCCGCGGCCCUCAAGCCCAAACCCCCCAAACGCGCCCCCAAACCCCAGCAAACAUCCUACACCUCCAACCAAGUCCCCAUCCCCUCCGACUUCCUCUCCUGUCCCCUCCCGCCUUCCGCACCCGCCGUAACCCUCCAAAAACUAGACUGGUCCAAAACCGCCCUCCCCGAAAACGGGCCCCUCUACGCCGUCAUCCUAGACAACGUCCUCACCCCCGCCGAAUGCGCCCAACUCCUCCGCAUGGCCGAGGCCUCCGCCACAGACCGCGGCCCGGACCCGGACAAGGACGAGCCGUGGCGGCCGGCCAUGGUGAAUAUGGGCCCCGGGUGGGAGAUUUUGGAGCCCGAGUACCGGAAUAGCGACCGGAUUAUCUGGGACCAGCAGGAGGUUGUUGAUCGGUUGUGGGGUCGGUGUAGGCUUGCGCCGGGGCUGGAGGCGCAGCUGGCUGGGAUGGAAGGGGUGAGGAGGCCGGAGAGGGGGUUUGAGACGAGGUGGGUGUUUAAGAGGUUUAAUAAGCGGAUGAGGUUUUUGAAGUAUCAAAAGGGGCAGUUUUUUAGACCGCAUUGCGACGGGCCUUAUGGGGAAGAAGCCGAGGAUGGAACUGUGUUCCGGACGCAUUAUACCGUCCAUCUUUACCUCAAUGGCUCUGUUGCUGAGGCGGGCAAGGAUAGCGGUGCUGAUUUGGUUGGUGGCGCGACGUCGUUUCUGUCGGGGGAUGAGAAGAGGAAGGUUGAUGUUGAUCCCAAGGCGGGCCGGGUGCUCAUCUUUCAGCACAGCCGGCUCUAUCACUCUGGUGAUGAUGUUGUUAAGGGGACGAAGUAUACGAUGAGGACGGAUAUCUUGUAUGAGAUGAUCAAGACGAAGAUUGGAGGCGAGGAGGAGGGGAAGGAGAACGAGGGGAUGACGACUUAAGGGUGAUCAUGUUCGAGGGGAUUCGAGGGCAGCCACGCAGGGACUUUGAGCAGGAGUCGUCUCAAGCAGUGGUGUACAGUAAUACUUAUGGCGUUCUUUUUGUGCGCGAGUUGUUCCGGGGCGAGU